UUCUUGCAUCUAUAAAUAUAUACCUUCUUCUUUCUCCAACUGACUUCCAUUUUCUGCAAGCCUCAGCUCGGCCUCCCUGUUAACAGCUAGCUAGCUAGCAUAGAGAGGCGGUGGAGCUUUAAUUUGCGAGGUUUAAGUAAGUAAAGAUAAGAUCCAUGGAUUUUCCGAAUCAAGCAUUGGAGGAAGAGGAGUCUUCUCACAGGAAAUCUGGAAGGGGAAAGAUUGAAAUCAAGCGCAUAGAGAACACUACCAAUCGGCAAGUCACCUUCUGCAAGCGCCGUAACGGCCUUCUCAAGAAGGCUUAUGAGUUGUCUGUGCUUUGUGAUGCUGAGGUUGCUCUCAUCGUCUUCUCCACUCGCGGCCGUCUUUAUGAAUAUGCUAAUAACAGUGUUAGAGCAACGAUUGACAGGUACAAGAAACAUCAUUCUGAUUCGACAAAUACUGGAUCUGUUUCUGAAGCUAACACUCAGUUUUACCAGCAGGAAUCAGCCAAACUGCGGCGUCAAAUAAGAGAGAUACAAACUACAAACAAGCAAAUUCUUGGAGAGUCGCUCGGCGUUUUAACCCACAAGGAACUCAAGAAUCUGGAAGGGAAAGUGGAGAAAGCCAUUGGAAGAGUCCGCUCCAAAAAGAAUGAGUUGCUGUUUUCUGAGAUAGAGCUGAUGCAAAAGAGGGAGAUUGAACUGCAAAAUGCCAACAUGUAUCUGCGAGCAAAGAUAGGUGAGUUUGAAAGAGCACAACAGCAAAUGAACCUGAUGCCAGGAUCUGAAUACCAGGAGCCUAUGACAACUUCCCAGACUUACGACGCUCACAACUUUCUUCCAUUAACUCUCCUGGAGCCUAAUCAACAUUACUCUCGCCACGAUCAAACAGCUCUUCAACUCGUGUAACUGACCUGGGAAAGACCUUGCAAUCAUGUACGUCUGCUAUCUAUUCUCGAUCUGUCAUGGGCGGGAAUGCAUCACCUUAGCUUGUUUAUUUUUCUGCUUAUAGUUUUGUAAAAUCGUUCAUUAAGAAGAACAAGUUAUUUCCAGUUCUGCGAUGGGCUCUAAUUAGCUGCUUGCCCGUUUGUGCUUAAGAAUUUGAAUUGGGUUUAGAGAGAAUAUUCUUGUUUGAUCCAUCCUUCCAGUGGUACUGGUACAGACAUCUAAAGCUCUCUGAUCUGCUAAUAUAUACAAUGCUGUUGUUUCCUUUAAUUUGAUACCA
Messenger RNA from Ipomoea triloba (trilobed morning glory), 1206 nucleotides. RefSeq names its product agamous-like MADS-box protein MADS1. The transcript is spliced from 9 exons. Gene Ontology annotation, biological process: positive regulation of transcription by RNA polymerase II. NCBI's taxonomy places the organism in Eukaryota, Viridiplantae, Streptophyta, Magnoliopsida, Solanales, Convolvulaceae. The coding region runs from base 156 to 890 and encodes 244 amino acids. Gene Ontology annotation, cellular component: nucleus. Gene Ontology annotation, molecular function: protein dimerization activity; RNA polymerase II cis-regulatory region sequence-specific DNA binding; DNA-binding transcription factor activity, RNA polymerase II-specific. The record is from RefSeq and is a predicted model, not a curated record.